Gadus chalcogrammus (walleye pollock) is the source of this 3933-nucleotide messenger RNA. Its product is annotated as GON-4-like protein. Gene Ontology annotation, molecular function: transcription coregulator activity. The record is from RefSeq and is a predicted model, not a curated record. Gene Ontology annotation, biological process: regulation of DNA-templated transcription. Lineage: Eukaryota; Metazoa; Chordata; Actinopteri; Gadiformes; Gadidae. Gene Ontology annotation, cellular component: nucleus. The transcript has 28 exons. Bases 415 to 3933 code for a protein of 1172 amino acids.
CUCAGCAACGCGGUUUUCAUUUUUAGUACUUGGGAAUUUUCCUUCAUGUCUUGAAGAAAAAUAGGUCAGAGUUUGGUCCAGAAUUCGAGCGAAGCCUUUAUCGCACCCUAAGCGAAGGAAAGGACCUUGUCCACUAUAAACGACGUUGAAUGAUGGCGGGAACGUUGGACUAUAGUGAUUGGUUAGGAAAUAGGGCCCUCCCCCGGAAACGGUCGAGCUGAGGUCCGACUGGAGGAGAGACGAGGUACUGGUUUCAGACCAGUUGAGAGACGAGGGACCGGUUUCAGGCCAGUUGAGAGACGAGGGACCGGUAUCAAACCAGUGUAGUUCUGUACGUUUCAUGGGGAACGAAGACGUUCACACCCGGAAUUGUAGUUUUAAUCCACAAGCGGAAGUCAAUGGCGGAAGACGACCAUGAAUCCUGAACGCAAACGCGUCAAAAUCACCCCCCACAAUGCACUGCAGCAGUCCCCAGGCUCCUCCCACAAUUUACUGCAGCAGUCCCCUGGCUCCUCCCACAAUGCACUGCAGCAGUCACCAGGCUCCUCCCACAAUGCACUGCAGCAGUCCCCUGGCUCCUCCCACAAUGCACUGCAGCAGUCCCCUGGCUCCUCCCACAAUGCACUGCAGCAGUCCCCAGGCUCCUCCCACAAUGCACUGCAACAGUUCCCAGGCUCCUCCCACAAUGCACUGCAGCAGUCCCCAGGCUCCUCCCACGAUGCACUGCAACAGUAUCCUGGCUCCUCCCACAAUGCACUGCAGCAGUCUCCAGGCUCCACCCACAAUGCACUGCAGCAGUCUCAAGAGGAAGAGGAAGAGAAUCUGCUGGUGGAGGAAGACACGACAGAUUCCAGCCUGGUCAUCACCAUGGACCGUGUGGACCAGGUGGGGGGGCCGGCGGGAGGGGGGCGUGCCCGGGGGGAGAAGAGGAGGCGGAGCAAGAUGACAUCUGACAGUGAAGAGGAGGCGGAGCCCAGGCUAGAGAUGGACCGACUUCUGGACCAAUCGCUGGAGACGAAGUCCAGACAUCACAAGCUGACCGCCGUCAAUGUCAAGAACAUCCUCCAUGAAGUGAUCACUAACGAGCAUGUGGUGGCCAUGAUGAAAGCAGCUCUCAACGAGACGGAGGCUGUGCCGCCCUUUGAGCCCAAGAUGACCCGGUCCAAGCUGAAAGAGGUGGUGGAGAGAGGAGUGGUGAUUCCAGCGUGGAACAUGUCCCCCAUCAAGAAGGCCUCAGAGGUCAAGGCCCCCCAGUUUGUUGACAUCCACCUGGCUGAGGAAGACUCUUCUGAUGAAGAGUAUCACCCAGAGGAUGACGAGGAAGAUGAGACCGCUGAAGAUACGUUCCAGGAGAGUGACAUGGAGAGCACCGCCUCGUCUCCCAGAGGAACCAGAAUACAUGAGACCGCUCGGUCCAAACGCCGGAGGGCGGAGUCUAUCUCCAUGGGACCGCCCCCUCCUCCCCAAGCUCCUCCCACCAACCCUGUGACUGACAGCUCCUUCUUGGAAAAACUACACGCUGUGGAGGAAGAGCUGUCCUGCAUGGAACCCUACCAGCUGCUGGAGGACAACCUGAUGGCCUACCGCACACGCUCAAAGCGUCCUCUGAGGAACGUCCCCCUGGGUCGCCUGGAGGCGGAGCUUCGGGCCCCUGACAUCACACCUGACAUGUACGACCUAGGCCCCGCCCCCGAGGACAGGGAGUGGACUCAUUGGCUGAGAGGCCUGAUGAGCUCAGAUGUAGAAAACGAAGAGGAGUGUGAUGAUGAGGACGACCCAGAGUAUAACUUCUUGGCUGAUAACCAUGAACCGGACCAGGAGGAUUACCGUGACGACCGCGCCGUCCGCAUCACCAAGAAGGAGGUGACGGGGCUGAUGGAGGAGCUGUUUGAGACGUUAAAGGAGGACCUCGUCAGUCAGGACUGUGAUGAUGAAGGCCACGAGGAAGAGGAUGAGCCCCAAGAACACUCACCCAUGUCGGUGGUGUCCCAGGAUCGGCCAAUCAGAGAGCUGCGUACGGUCCGCCAGCAACUGGAGCUGUUGAGGAGCCGCAAACACACACACAACACACGCAACACACACAAGACACACCCACACCACCCGCACACCCCAGAACCCUUCACCCCAACGCUGGACGCCCCGCAGAAAACACGACUACAACAUCAGCUGCAGCAGACCGCUCGGUCCAAACGCCGGAGGGCGGAGUCUAUCUCCAUGGGACCGCCCCCUCCUCCCCAAGCUCCUCCCACCAACCCUGUGACUGACAGCUCCUUCUUGGAAAAACUACACGCUGUGGAGGAAGAGCUGUCCUGCAUGGAACCCUACCAGCUGCUAGAGGACAACCUGAUGGCCUACCGCACACGCUCAAAGCGUCCUCUGAGGAACGUCCCCCUGGGUCGCCUGGAGGCGGAGCUUCGGGCCCCUGACAUCACGCCUGACAUGUACGACCUAGGCCCCGCCCCCGAGGACAGGGAGUGGACUCAUUGGCUGAGAGGCCUGAUGAGCUCAGAUGUAGAAAACGAAGAGGAGUGUGAUGAUGAGGAUGACCCAGAGUAUAACUUCUUGGCUGAUAACCAUGAACCGGACCAGGAGGAUUACCGUGACGACCGCGCCGUCCGCAUCACCAAGAAGGAGGUGACGGGGCUGAUGGAGGAGCUGUUUGAGACGUUAAAAGAGGACCUCGUCAGUCAGGACUGUGAUGAUGAAGGCCACGAGGAAGAGGAUGAGCCCCAAGAACACUCACCCAUGUCGGUGGUGUCCCAGGAUCGGCCAAUCAGAGAGCUGCGUACGGUCCGCCAGCAACUGGAGCUGUUGAGGAGCCGCAAACACACACACAACACACGCAACACACACAAGACACACUCACACCACCCGCACACCCCAGAACCCUUCACCCCAACACUGGACGCCCCGCAGAAAACACGACUACGACAUCAGCUGCAGCAGCAUGUCCAGCUGCUGCUUCAGGUCAAUCUGUUGACGAGCUACGUCCCAGAGCUCCACAGCGAGGCGGAUGUUACCAAGCACUUCCUGGUGGAGCUGGAGGUGCUGGCUCUUAGGGGGGAGGCGCUGCGGGGGAGGGGGGGGAGUUACUUCAGGGCCUCCAGCCUCGGGGAGGCCCUGCUGCUCCUGGAGGAGGUGCAGCGCUCUCCUCUGGUGUAUCAGCCCCCGACACGCCCCCCCGAUGCCCACGGACGCAUGCGCUGCUACCCGGUCCUGCCCGCCCGGCUGGCCUGGCUGUUCGCCACGCGCUCCGUCUUCCUCUACCCUGAGCUGCUGCCCACGGCCAGCCUGGCCCCGGCCCUCUACCGCCCCCGCAAGGCCGGGGUCUUCACUGCUGCUGAGGACUGUCUUGUGGUGCUGGGUCUGAGGACCAUGGAGGGGACUGCGCAGCCGGUUCAGCUGGUGUCUCACUUCCUGGUGCGUAGGAGCUGCGCUCAGAUACGACAGAGGAUCCUACAGUGCUGUCGGGCCGGGGUCCCCAACAACAUCAUCAAGAUGUACCGGUCCCAGCGGGCCGUGGGUUCGAUGCCGGCCGCCUGCAGCCGCAGGGUGGAGCCAGCCGGACAGCGCCCCCCGGUGGAGAGGGACCAGAGACUGCUGCCUGCCUGGCUCUCAAGGAGUCUGCCAAUCAUCUACUCCUCGCUCCAGACCGUAGCGCCUAGCUCCUCCCCCCUCCAGGCCGUAGUGCCUAGCUCCUCCUCCUCGCUCCAGACCACCGUAGUGCCUAGCUCCUCCUCCCUCCAGACCAUAGCACCUAGCUCCUCCCCCCUCCAGACCAUAAUACCCACUGGUGUCCGGCGGUCGCGGCGUUGCCAUAGAGUCCUGCUCAGCAGGAGGUUCAGCGUCCCGGCAGGACAGACGUACCCCCCCCUGCUGCCCCUCAACCUGGCCUUCCAACGCAUGGGCUUCGUCCUGCCCUGCUACUCCUAG